Molecule: messenger RNA, 885 nt
Organism: Dothidotthia symphoricarpi CBS 119687
Lineage: Eukaryota; Fungi; Ascomycota; Dothideomycetes; Pleosporales; Dothidotthiaceae
Exons: 4
Coding region: 1-885 (294 amino acids)
Source: RefSeq, a predicted model, not a curated record
AUGAAGGUUAAGUUCAAUGUAGGGGUACCCCUGACUAACGUCAAUAUGGCAGAUCAAGACAGGGUCCUCAAAUACGCCGGAGAUGUGACUCUUCGUCUGCAGACGCCCACCUAUCUGCCUAGAGUUCCGCGUGAACUUCCGCACACGACUAGUAUGCCCGUCAAGCCUCCGACCGCAGCUGGGGUGCAACAUACGACUGGAUCUAGCCCAGACGCCUCAGCCAGCAAUGCGAGCGAGACCGAUGUAACUCGCGACCCAAGUAUCAAAUCCAAAAACAAUCUCACUGCCAUUUUCGCGCAUGUCUUCGAUCUUUGCUGGGAGCAGGCCUGGGAGUACAAGUCCGCCAUAUUCACUAGUCUGUGGAGGGACCCCAAGACGACGAUCAUCAUCACUCAGGGCGCUGUCCUCGGUUUCUUUGCCCUCCCUUCUCUCUUCUCUCUCAUUGGAUUUCGCUUCAGCAUCCCCUCUCUCAUCACUCAUGCAGUUUUCAUGGGCUUGACAGCUCUGGUGACCUAUCGACUGAGUAUCCCCCGGAAUACCUCUCCAACCAGCUUCAUGGUUCCCUUGGACGAUGUGAACCAACUUCACAAGGAUAGGGUACGCGUCAUGGUGCGCGUGAUGAAUGCUGAGCUGAGCAAGCUGCUGGAUGUCUUUAGCGGACAGGAGUGCAGAGACAUGAAGAUGGAAACGGCCAGGUUGAUGGGUUUGCUGGGCACAACCCCUGUUGAGGCAUCUGAUCUUCCCGUUGCUGACCGGGUGAGGUCCGUUGAAGGGGGUGGUGGGUUCAUCACAACUGGUUCUCUCGCACCGGCACCCUUUCAUCCAUCGGAGGGCCGUUUCAAAAGCGUACCAUUCCAACCUGGGGCAGGAGGCAAAUGGUAUUGA